GCGCCGUGACGGUUUUAACCACACAAGGUCAUACGCACGUGGGUCUGCUCGGCUGUCUUCUGGUAUUUUGUGCGUGAGCAUAGUGGAUUUAAACACCUUCGUCUUUGUCUGCAACGUUAUUUAUCAAAAUUAACAUUGAUUACAGUUUGGAUCUACCUUGACAAUGGCAAGAGGAAGUCGCAGUCGUACUUCACCGGCACCAGCGAGUGCUCCUGCCCCAUCUUAUGCUCCAGCCCCAGCACCACCUCCUCCAAUGGCAGUGGCCCCUGCUGCAGCCCAGCCCAAGCAACCAGGCCUCAUGGCCCAGAUGGCCACCACAGCUGCUGGAGUGGCCGUCGGCUCAGCCGUAGGACAUGUGAUGGGCAGUGCCAUCACAGGUGCUUUCAGUGGCGGCAGCAGCAGCUCAGAGGCACCCAAACCAGCACCCACAUAUCAGGAGCCCUCACGACUCCCAGCAUCUCAGCCAGGCCCGUGUCUCUUUGAGGUGCGGCAGUUCCUGGACUGUGCCACGACUCAAGCUGAUCUCAGCUUGUGUGAAGGUUUCAAUGAAGCUCUUAAGCAGUGCAAACUCUCACAUGCGCACGUGGCUUGCUGUACAUAACGGAAGGGGCGGAGUUACCGGCAGUGAUGGUGAUUGGCAAAACAAUUGUAAAAAAAUGGAGAAUAGGACAACUAGCGAAACUUCUGUGAAGACAGCACCUUACAAAAGUGAGUUAAACGCUUUACCAUCAUACCAUGCUGUGUGAACACAGUAUGUAUUUUAUUGAGAUAGAAGUGUUGAACUGAGGUUGGCUAAUGCGCUAAAGCUACCGGCAACACAAUGCUUGGGUUUGAAACUUCUCUCCCAUCAGCUGUUAAACGGCAAACGCUUCCGUGUAGUAAAAAACGUUAAGUGUUCCAUUUGGAACGAUACUACACUUUGAAAAUUCAUACACUGCAUGGCUGAGUGCAUAGUACAUUUUGUAAGUGCAUAGUGUAUUAUGUGUUGUUUGGGAAACAGCUCCUGUCUUCACGUUGUAGUGUGGACAGGCAAAACAGAGAUAUUCAAAAACAAUGAUGCAUUUGUUAUCAUGUUACGCAGUAAUAUCAACAAUCAAGAUGGCAGCCCAUGUUGUAGCGGCGUUGUUGUGCCUGCUAUCCACACAGCGUUGUUAAAGAUAAAUGUACAACCUUAACACAACGGGAAGUUUAUUCGGAAUUGCUGUCCGGCGGCGGAACACGACGAUAAUUGUGUUUCAGACCAUACAUGGAAAUAACGAAGGGCCACGCUUACAUUUAAGCAUGUACAGUAAGGGGAUUUAAGAUUUUUAAAACGUUUCAGUCUGGAGGAGUAACUUUUAGGAAACGUUUGAAAAUGGCAGUUUGGGCGGAGUGUUUCGAAAACGACAACGGCAUUUUCAAAUUCAUACAGAUUAAUGUGGAUGUAGCCUAAGAUUGUUUGAAACAGUUUUGUAAGAAGUACUCAGUCUUUAUACUUAUUGUACUAAUUGUAAUUUGUCAUAUAACUGUCUACUGUUUGCCUUUGAAUGACUUUUU
This is a messenger RNA of Myxocyprinus asiaticus (Chinese sucker), 1536 nucleotides long. It is a transcript of the gene chchd10, whose product is annotated as coiled-coil-helix-coiled-coil-helix domain containing 10. The coding region runs from base 164 to 601 and encodes 145 amino acids. Gene Ontology annotation, biological process: mitochondrion organization. The transcript is spliced from 4 exons. The record is from RefSeq and is a predicted model, not a curated record. Gene Ontology annotation, cellular component: mitochondrion; nucleus. Lineage: Eukaryota; Metazoa; Chordata; Actinopteri; Cypriniformes; Catostomidae.